CUUCCUUGACAACAACAGGUGCCCGAGGUAAACGAUUGUAAACCAUAAAAUAAUGAACGUUGAAAAUUAAACGGAAUUCUACUAAAAUUUGUACAUUAACUGUUGAAAGAUGGCAAUAAUACCUCCAGAAUUGAAGGGUAUUCCCACAAUAUUUGGAGAGGUGCUAGAGAAAAAUGUCACAUUUUGUAUUGAUACAUCUGGAAGUAUGUACAAAAGUCUUGAUGUUGUCAAGGAACAUUUGAUAGAAACAUUACUAAAACAUGCUAACAAGCCACCACCUAGGUCUUUCAACAUCUUAGAAUUCAAUUCUGAUGUCACACAAUGGGCAGAUAAAAUGGUUAAGUGUUCACCACAAACUGUGACUGUUGCUACAGAUUGGAUUAAAAAUUUAACCCCUAAAACGGGGACUAAUACCCAGGGUGCUUUGCUGACGGCUUUGUCAGAUUCGGCAUGUGGAGCUGUGUAUAUUGUGACAGAUGGAUUAGCUGAUCAACACCCGGUGGACAUUUUAGAUAGUGUAUACGAUGCAGCUAGGGGACGUCCCAUUCACUGUAUUUAUCUGAGUUCUGAGGAACGUACUGACAGCGUUGCAGUAGAAUUGUUGGAAGAUCUAGCCGUGGAAUCUUAUGGUUCAUUUCAUAUUAUAACAUUAACAACACAUGGAUGUGUUGAACGAAUAACACCAAUUUAUCGUGCAGAUCAUGCUGCAGAACGCUUAGUAAGAACAGCUAAUGGUACAAUUCAUAGCCAGGACAAAAUGUGCAGUAUGUCAACAUCACUUGCAGUGGACCCCGAAGAGAGUCUGUACCUAACACCACGAGUCAAUGCAUUUGGGCAUUAUGCCCCAUAUUUAGACCCUGUUUAUCCUUAUCAAUAUCCUGGGCAUGCUCCAUGGUUACCAUGGAACGCCUAUCCAUUUAGGUAUUAUUAUCCACAUGGCUGGAGCAGAUAUCGUCCAGCAAGGAAUUAUUUGAAAGCAAAAGAUGCCAUGUUAGAGAGCAUUGAAGGUGAUCUCUCUCCUGCAGCUGGUGCCCUGUUGAUUGGUAAAAGUGUGCUGGCUCGUAGAAUGGAUGAUGGAUAUUUUUACCAGGGAACUGUCAAAAGUCAGAUUUUGUCAGACAAAUUCCUGGUUGCAUUUGGUCCAUGUAAACACGGUAAAUACAAGGACACUACAUAUCAAGAUACAUACGUUUAUGACAUCAUCGAUUAUGAGGACGCUAAACGACACACAAUUCUGGCUGCCGAUCGUGUGCUAGCACCUUGGGAAGCGGAUGGUGAAAGAUUUGCUCCAGGAAUAGUCAUUGAUGGGCAUGAGAAAAGACAAGCCCCAGGUCCUGAAGAUGAUGUUUUAACAGUAACAUUUUCAAAUGGUAAGACAUCUCAAGUUCCUCCACAUACUGCAAUAUGGACACCAACAACUGUGUACGAACGAUUAGCCUUAGAACUUAAAAUGCCAAAAGAAGCAAGAGAGAAACUCCAAUCUCAAGAUGAAUAUCCAAAAGAGUCUUUACCAGGGUAUCCUACAUCAGGGCCAGAGGCAGAGCCAGAAGAAUUUGGAAAAGCCCCACCAUUUGAGUUCGAUUUAGACCCAAUGGUUUUGGAAACAAGACCAUGGCUUAGGCCUUACAUACAUGUACCUUUGGGACAGACCUUAGGCCAGACAAUGACACAGAGAACAAAAUCUGCUGUCCAGAGUGAGGAAAUUAGUAAACUUGUUCCUGGAACAACACUUACAAAUGGGGAGCUUGAACAAAAAAUAAGUAUGCAACUGAAUGAACAUAAACAAUUACUUGAUGAGCAAGAAAAAGAAAAGGAAGGAAAAGAUAAGGAAGAAACAUAUUUAGGAGUAUCAGACAAGCAAAAAGAAGAACAAAGAGUAAGAGAGGAAGCUUUACAGCUAAGACAAGAAAGAGAAAGGGCAGAACUACGAGAGAAAGAAAGAAUAGAAAUGCAUAGACGAGAAGAAGAAAGAAGGAGAGAUGAGCAAGAAAGACAAAGGUUUCUGGAAGAACUAAGAAGAAAAGAAGAAGUAAUUUCUGGAAAAAGACAUCUAACAGAAACUGAGGAGAUAGAAAAUAGAUUACAGGAGCAGAAAUUGGCAGACGCAUAUGGUGAAUGGAAAUCGGCAGAAUGGGAAUUAGCAUUGGAAACGGAAAGAUUGGAACAUAUAGCCAGACUUGAAGAAAUUGAAAAGUUACGUGAACUUGGUGGUGAUAGAUUAUUGCAAAAGAGACAAAAACAAGAAGAAAAUAUGUUUAAAAAGUCUGUAUCAUUCAGGGGAGAUAAUGAAGUCAAAAGAGAACGACCACAGUCAGCACAAGUUCUUAGGUCUGAUACCGGUGAAGAACAGUUUGACUACAGAAGAUUUGCUGUUGAUGACAUGGAUAUGUCCAGGAGGAGCAGAUUAGGUCUUUAUCGUCGCUCAAGAAAGAAGUCCCCUCAGCGACCUCCAUGGAAAAAAUAUUGGAAGAGCGAUACUGCUCCUGAGAUCAUUGCACCAAAUACACAUGGUGCAUUCAGGGAAACAGCUCUGCAAUGUCCUUUAGAAGCUAGAGAUCAAAGAGGUCCAUAUGUGGCUGAAUGGGGAAGUCCUAUGUUUAAGUAUGUAGAUAACUAUGCCACACAUGACUAUUCCAAUUCUGUUGAAUUACUUAUGAAGCACCCACAACCACCUCCACCAAGUAGGACGAGGGUAGAAGUCAAACGACAGGUUGUACAGAGACAUCCAGCAGAAGAGAAGGAGGAAAGACGAAUGAAUUUUAGGAGGCAGCAGGUAAUAAAUAGACAGCAAGCGUGGGACAAAAGGUCAAGGCAAGAAGACAGCAUGAAAGAAUUGAUGCAAGACCAACAUCGUGAGCGUGUAAUCGCUCAACUAGAACGUGACCACCAACGUCAGAUCAAAGAACAAGAAACUGUAGAAAAAGCUAGGGAAGCUAAGAAACACAUCAGUGCUGAGAUACGGUCAAAGAUUGAGGCUAAUCAGCUGAAAGAGAGAGAAAGAGACCAACAACGAAUAGAUGCUUUGAGGCAGAGGAGAGAAAGAAGGGAGGCAAUUCAGGGACAACGAGCAAGAGAGGUGGAGCAAGUCGAAAAGAAAAGACAGGAAGUUAAAGAGAAAAACUCACAAGCCAGAUGGGAUUCCCACCAUCAAAGACUUAUAUAUGAAGAUAACCAAAAUCAUACAGAAGAAUGUAGGGUGAGAGCAGCCAAAAUAAAUCGCAUUCAGCAUUUCCGUAAAUUGGAAGAACACGGACAAAUGAGGAAGGAUGCUAGAAUUGGUAUUACUAAUCAACACAUAGCAAUGUACCAAUCUCAAGUGUUACCAUAAAUGAAUUGUUCAUUAGGUCAAAGGUGACGGUCAAAUUUUAUUUGUAUACUAGUCUGUUUGAAAAUGUAGAAUAAUGCUUUUAGAUAACACCACUGAAUGUGUUAAAUGUCUUAGGAAACUAACAAAAGAAGACUUCGUUGUUUGCAAUUUUACAAGUACUAGGUAGAUUAUGAAUAUGAAUUAUUUUUUAAAAUUAGCUUUAGAAAAAUAGGCUCUUUAUUUUUAAUCAGUAAUUAUUAGACCCAAAACAAAUAAUCAUAAUUUCUGAUAAGAUAUACUAGCUUUCUUUUGCAAGAGAUUCACAAAAUCCUUUAAGCUUAUAUAGAUUCUAAAGGAUUAUGGGUAAUUUUAUUGUUAGUACUUACAACUGAAAAAAAAAAAUCGCAGUUAUGGUUUAAUUUCCAUUGUUUAUGAUGUUGUUGCCUAAUCAGCAUUUUUUGUGUACACUUUUAAAAAAAAUUACCUGGAAUGCUUCAAAUUCUGAAAUUUUGAAUUACAGCAGAGGACACUGUUUGAUAUUUCAAAUCUAAGUUAUCUCCCUUAUAUAGUAACUAUUUGGUGGUAUUUUCUGUCUCAAUGUAAAUAAGUAGAAUGACCUAGAUUUAAUAUUGUAAUGUGCACAGAUGCCUUAUAGAUUUAAUUGCUCAGUUUUUGGAAGAGCUAAAUGAAUAUGUAUAUUUUUAUAUAUGACUCCAGCAAGAAUGUGAUAGUGUUAUAAGAAGUUCAUUUUAUGUGAUGACAUGUGAUAAUAAACAUUUUUAUAAAAUAUGUAAUUGUAAAAAUCUUUGAGAAUAUUAUUCCAAUUUAAUGUUACUCUAUAGAUCAUUUAAAAGGCUAGAUUUGAAAAAAAUCAAAUUAUGGGGAAAAUAGAUGGAAAUGAAUAGAAAACAAAUAUAAAUGAAUAGAAAACAAAUAGAAAUGAAUAGAAAACUUAUAUUGAUGAAUAGAAAUCUAGUAUUGAUGAAUAAAAAAAUGAUAUUGACGAAUAGAAAACAAGUAUCAGAAUAGAAAAUAAAUAGAAAUGAACAAAAAUUCAAUUUUGAAACAGAAUUUCAAAAUGUAUCAUUAGUUUUUUUUACCAUAAAUAUUCUCAUUCAUUUCAACUCUUACUUUCAUUUGUCAUUAUGUAUUCCAAUUUGGAAAAUUUGUGGUUUAUUCAUGUAAAAAUGCAAUUUUCUCAUUUAAUUAUCAUUACCCAGUGUGUCAGUCAUACAUUUAUUUGUUAUAGAAUAAGAAAAUGUCUGUGAAUAUAACAUACUUCAAAGAUGUAAAAUGUUGAAAAGAAAAAAAAAAUAAUUGUGAUUUCUUUUUUAAAUUCAGAAAAUAUAAUAUUUUAUUGUAUAAUGAACUACAAGAUUUUUAGUUAUUUGAAAAAAAUAUAUUAAAAUCAUUUAAAAAAGUCUAAUUGGGGAACACACUUUUAGAAAAAGGUGUAGGUGUUUUAAAAAUACAUAACUACCAUUAAGAUUAAACAAAUAUUGUUUAAGAAUAGUUUUAAUCAUGUAAUAAGGUACUGUCAGUUUCUUAUAAUUUUAUACAAUUUUUAUAAAUAUGAUAUGUAAAUGAAGACGACAUAAAAUAUUACGUUUUCUGUUAUACCGGUAAAAUCUCUUAUGAUAUUUCUUAUGAUGAUUCAUCAUUUCUGACCUAUGUUAUUUCAUGGAUUACUUUUGUAAUAAAUUUCUUUAGAAGUGUUCAGCAUCACAGUUUCACAUCAGAGUUCAUUUGAAAACCUCUGUAUGAUGUCCAGGGCUAUUUUUAGUUUUAUGUGUAGAGUGAUUGACACACAUUCAGUCAAAUCCUGUAACUUCAAUUCUUGUUAGUCCAUGCAUUUUCGCUGAUGUAAUAUCAAGUGAUCAGACUAAUAGGAUGAACAGAAUUACCGGCAGACGUUGUGAAUCAUUUCAUUGCUGAUGAUGAGGAAUUUUUUAAAGGCUUAAAUAAUCAAAAUACCGUCCAAGAUAGUUGUCAUUAUUGAAUGUUUCCCCCUUAAAAGUUUGUUGUUCUUUACCUGUUUGUGUUUAGAUUCAUAUUGUUUCAUGUUAAAUGGAAGUAGGAUUACAUAUAGGGUACUAAAUGGUCAUCAGUAUUCCAUAAACUUACAGAUCUUCAAAUGUGACUGAAUUUGUCCAUAACAUUCAAUGAAUCCAUGAAUAUCUAAGGAAAUUUGCUUGUUAUUUUAAUUACUACUUUUUCUUAGUUCCUGAUAAAUUUGCUGAAUGGAAAUUUACUCAUUAUAUGCAUUUUUAUCCUUGUAUUAAACUCGUUAUUAUGAUUGAAUUUGAAUGUUUGGUUUAAAAGAAAGUUUGGAUAUUGUCCUGUAACUCUGACAUGUAAACUUCCCCUAGAAGUGAUAUAACAUGAUAUCCAUUCAGUAUUUCAGUAUAAUGUUGUUUAAAUGUUAAUAUUUUACUCUUUUUAGCAAAUAUUGUCAGUGAUGUCCUGCAACCAAGAAGCUUAAAUGAAUAAAACAUUACAAUAAAUGGUUGAUAGAAUUAACAUAGACAAUUUUCAUGAUAUUUCCAUCAUCCUUUUAAACUUUGAAAAAAUGUGUAUAUAUUAGAAUCCAGUUGUAGUACAAUUGCCUUGUUUUAAAAAUAGAAUAGAUUUUUCACUUUUAUGUACCCAGUUUUUUAAGUAGAAAAUUUUGUUCCAGUUUUGAUGUCAAAAUUAUCAUACACAGGAUGACAUUUGUUGUCCUUAGCAGCCAUGUCAGCAAACGUACAUAUAACUAUCCUGAAAACUUCAGUUAACCCUAACUUGAGAGUCCAAUUUGAAUUAAAUGAGUUAAAGGAAAAUGAUAGAACCACAAAAUCAAGGACUGUAAAAUAUUUCAGAAUUUCAUAGAAAUCUUGCAGAAGUGCAUAGAUCACAUUACAGAAAGUUGAUUCUGUUCAAGGAUAUUUUAUACCUGUCUAACAGGUUUUUUUUAAAAUUGUAUUUUACUUUUUUCCCGAAGGUUGACAUAAAGUUCACAACCAGUGGCGGAUCCAGGGGGGGGGGGGGGGUUUCGAGGGUUGAAACCCCCCUUUUUUUUGACGAUCAAUGCAUUUGAAUGGGGACAUAUAGUUGGAACCCCCCCUUUAUCCUGGGUUAGGAACCCCCCCCCCCCUUUUAUUAAUGACUGGAUGUGCCCCUGACAACUAAAGAUCAUCAUAAAAAGCAACAUUGACCAUUUAUUACUUUUGCUAACCAGAUCCAAUUUGUGAAGAUAUUUUUGACAUACAGAACUUGAGACAAAAUGAUUUUAUUGCUAUUUGGGACUGUUGGUCAAGUGAACUGGAAUAUGACAUACUGACAUCAUGCAAACAUUAAGUUUUGCACUGUGACAUCAGACAUUUAAUCUUGUGACUUCAAAUUAUAUGGGAAUGCCAAUGAUAUCCAGUAAUUGCAGACAAAUAGCAAUAAGAUGUAUGGAUUUUGCUUUGCUCAACACAUUCCAGUAUUUAUAUUUGUCAGCUUUAGGUAGAGAUUUCGAUUUGUUGUUUUUAACAUGCAUUCAUGUGUAAUACAGGUAGUAGAAGCCAAAAUCUCACUAGAAAUGUUUUAGUGCUAUUAUACUCUAUAAAUUUAAUUGAACAUAAAUAAUUCCCAAAUGAAUUCUUAUAGAAAUACUUUUUCUAGUGUAUUUCUAAUUGAUUUAAAAAAGGUUUACCAGAAGGGAAUUUUAAAUGAGUUUACAAUAUUAAAUAGAUGUUUCAAAUAAAUUAGCAAUUGUACAAUACCUACUAGAUUUUAUUAGUACUUUCCUAUUUUAUCAGCUGAGUUAUUAUUUGAAGCACCCUUUUGAACAAGCUCCUAUUUACUUAUAUUUAAACAGUUUGAGGGAAAGUGGAAGUGUAAGUUAAAUUUGAUUUUUAAUAUAGCCAGAUAUAACAUUAGGGCUCUUUGUCAGUUAGAAUUUGAAUUAAAAACAUCUCUGCAAGUCAGGUCUUUUUUUUUUCGAAAAUCAAAAUCUUUUUUCCUGUUCUUUAUUCAUUGUAGCAACUUAAGUAAACACAAGGUGGGACUAGAAUGAUAGAUGAAAGAACAUUUAUUUUACAUUGGACUGGUAUCCUAAUAAAAUGGAGAGGAAUGCAGUCAUUAAAAAUUACACAAUAAUCAGCCCCACCUCCUGUUUAUUAAAGUUGUUAAAUAUUGUUAUGUUUAUGUGUUGUUUAUCUGUUAACUAUGUCUGUUAACUAUGUCUGUGAUAAUUGUGGUGUUUAUUCACCAGAUCAGGAUUUUUAUAGCUGAUUGCUUGAAAUAGAUUCUGUUGUAGAAAAUAAAAGUGAAAACAUAAAAAAA
This is a messenger RNA of Mytilus californianus (California mussel), 7615 nucleotides long. RefSeq lists its product as uncharacterized. The coding region runs from base 110 to 3328 and encodes 1072 amino acids. The record is from RefSeq and is a predicted model, not a curated record. NCBI's taxonomy places the organism in Eukaryota, Metazoa, Mollusca, Bivalvia, Mytilida, Mytilidae. The transcript has 9 exons.